AAAUGUAUCUGACAGCAUGGCAAGGCUGCAAGCGCCAAUAUUGGACCAACCGUGUAGGACACCGAGGAAAUGAGACUAUGGGACAUGCCCACACGUGUAUUUAAGGCAGAAGAAAGCAGAGCAGUGCACAAAACCUGCAGCAGCACAAUGGAGACACAGCAGAAGACAGGAUCAUUUUCCUUCAACAACUAUAAAAUAUUUAGAAACGGUGGAGAUGGAUUUAACCAGUGGGUUAUUCUGUGUCUGGGACUCUUGAACACAGUUCUGUUUAUAUCCGCUGUUGUACUUGGGAUUAACUGUGCCAAAGUCAAAGAGGACUCCUUGCACAUUUCCAACCCAGCUGUAACACAGCUCUUCAAUGAGCUUGACUAUCUCCGAGGCAACCACAGCGAUGUGAUUGAAGCUGAAGAGGAGGCCAAGAAGGCGUUAGAGAGCGCGAUCAACAACCACAAACAAGUAAAGGUGAAAAUUGAGGAGCUGAAGACCGUCAAUGAUGGUUAUCAGAAACAGAUGCAAGCACUGCAAAUGGAGAAGGAAAACCUGAAGUCCAACAUAUCAGCUUUAGAGGGAUCUUGUGGCGGAUGCCUCCCUGGUUGGGCUCUUUUCAACUCGUCCUGCUAUUUCUUCUCCUACAUCGAGUCCUCUACUGUCAAAAAGAACUGGCAUCAGAGCAGAGAGGAUUGUGGUAGUCGUGGCUCUGACCUGGUUGUGAUCGAUGACCAGGAAGAGCAGAAAUUUAUCAGUAGCAACAUCCAAAAUAUGAAAACCAGUGGUCAGUGGUGGGAGAACGGAUUCUGGAUCGGUAUCACUGACAUAGAGACUGAGAACAGAUGGGUUUGGAUUAAUAAUGUCACAGAGGUCGAGCAACGGUACUGGAUGGAUGGCGAACCCAAUAACCACGGAAAAGAGGAUUGCGGGGUUGCAGUUUCCUCCAUCUUUAAUCCCUGGAAGACUCGUUUUGAUGGACAUUGCAACAGGCAUAAUUUACACUGGAUAUGUGAAACGCCAUUAACCUCCUAGGACCUGGCGUCCACAUAUGUGGACAUCACAUUUUGGGUUGUGUAGACCAAAAUACUAAAUUUU
Molecule: messenger RNA, 1083 nt
Organism: Neolamprologus brichardi
Lineage: Eukaryota; Metazoa; Chordata; Actinopteri; Cichliformes; Cichlidae
Source: RefSeq, a predicted model, not a curated record